This is a messenger RNA of Pseudo-nitzschia multistriata, 3479 nucleotides long. The record is from the annotation of a GenBank genome assembly. Lineage: Eukaryota; Bacillariophyta; Bacillariophyceae; Bacillariales; Bacillariaceae.
ACUUACUAAGAGUACACGUAUUUCGUGCACAGACUAAUUCCUCCUGCUCUCUUCUUCAACCUACUACUACUAGUACUACUACUAGUACUACUACUAGUACUACUACUACUACUACUACUACUAGUACUACUAGUACUACUACUAGUACUACUACUAGUACUACUACUAGUACUGGAAAAUGACGACAUCAUUGACUUGUUAUUUGACUGUCUAGACUCUGCAAGUGAGGGGAGGUGUGAGGCAAUACCACAAUCACAAGUAGUUAGUGAAUAAACUCACUCUGCAUUAUUGUAAACACAUAAUCAUACCAAAAUAGAGAGCAUCUUCUUACCAUUUGACAGGAUGAUUCACUGAUCAAAUUCCAAUAUCAGAUUGGGGUUAGGGAUACCAGAAUUUCCACGAGUUUUUACAGGUGCUUCAAAGAUCGCAGAAACUUGGUUUCGAUUGACAGCUUCAACGACAGAUUUCAUAACGUCUCUUGUGUUUCAUACUUGUACGUAUUGUUUGAAUGGGGAUAUUGGCGACCGGGCUAUAUUCCUCAUCGUACUGGCACCGGUAUGCAAUCGAAUCGUAAAUAUGGAAUGUAGAUUGUUAAUUUUUUUGAAGAAUUMCUAGCAGCACUAUUCUGUAGUAUUCUAAUUCCCAUUUAACGAGUUGAGAUGAUUCAAUCCAACCAACAAUUAACAAUUAACAACCAGCAUGCAAAAUUGAUCUUCCUGAAAAGAGAACCAAAAUCAACCAGAUUUUUUCUGUGUACGGUAGUCACCUAGGAUUAUAAUUAUUUACGAGUCAUUCACAAUUCACAAGCAAGUCACGUACCGUAGGUACCGUUACUGUGUAAGCUACCAACCAAUACCGUAUCGUACGAAGGAUAUAAUAACUCUUCUUUCUUGUACCGGAUUAACCAGUACAAAUGUGUACGAAAAAGGAAGCUGUGAUUCGAAAUGGAAGACGUCAAAUGCAUGUAUGCUCUCUAGUUAUCUAGUUAUGAUGUAGUUACGUGCAUUUACGUUUGUCUCGCAAAAAGAAACACAAAAACGAAAAGAAUCACAAAAACGAAAAGAAUCACAACCGCCAACACAAACGAAUGCGAUUGAUUAUCAGAGAGAAACACCAACCUCGUGGAGGUGCCUUCGCAAAAAGGAGCAYAAUGGAAAACACUGAGAUGAGAACAUCGGAAAUCCAGCCUCUCCCACUGCGCGUGGUCUUCAGGACUCUCAUCUUUUCCUUCAUUUUGUACAUCCUCGUGCACGAGACAAUCUUUACUCUGGAAAUCUCCGAGAUACUGGCGAAUAAUCGAGUUGCUCAUGAACCGCAAGAUGUCGGCUGUAAAGGUCGAGGUAGCAAUCAAGGCGUCGACACUGACAGCAUCAAGGAAGGCGAUUCCUCGGUCCAUCUGGUGCCUGGUUCCAAAUCUAUCGCCAAGGAAGUUCUUCGAAGCCAACAAAUCACACCUGAGAUCAUUUAUGGAAAGAAGCUCGACACUGACAUCAUCAAGGAAGGUGAUUCUUCGGCCCAUCUGAUGCCUAGCACCGAAACUACUGCCAAGGAAGUUCUUCAAAGCCAACAAAUCACACCUGAGAUAANCAUCAAGGAAGGUGAUUCUUCGGCCCAUCUGAUGCCUAGCACCGAAACUACUGCCAAGGAAGUUCUUCAAAGCCAACAAAUCACACCUGAGAUAAUUUAUGGAAAGAAGCUCGACACUGACAGCAUCAAGGAAGGUGAUUCUUCGGCCCAUCUGAUGCCUAGCACCGAAACUACUGCCAAGACAGUUGUUCAAAGCCAACAAAUCACACCUGAGACCAUUGAUGAAAAGAAAGGUGAAAAUCUCGACGAGAAGGAAGGCAGCAGGGGGAAUGGUCCGUCAAGACCCAAGGCAGAAAAAGCAUCCGGAGUUGCAUCGCCGUCGAAAGAAAUCAAAAGCCACGGAUCAAGUGCCUUUUGUUUGCUCCUAAAGGAUGACAACGAUAUUCUAUCGGAAUGGGUCGCCUACCACUAUCACGUCUUUAGAAUGCGUCGCUUGAUUGUUGCACUUGAUCCGGACAGCAAAACCUCUCCGUAUGAAGUCUUGAAGCCCUUUGCCCACCAGAGCUCAUACAAGGGACAGUUCCACCUYGACUUCACAAUCUGGAAUGAUGAGGAUUACACCCCAGAUUUCUUCCACGGAGAAGGAAAGGACUACUCGAAAAUCCCCAUCUCAAAUGUUAGGGAGAUCAACUUUACUGAUUUCAAGUUUGAUAAAAGAGAUCACAUCACGUCUGCCUUUUUUAAUAAUGUUACAAUCUCAAGCACUUUUUUGCACAAGAAUGAAACYUAUAACAUGGAUCAUCAAGAUGAGGUCAAAAGUGCUUACCUAAAAGUCAAUAACCACCGGUUCCGCCAAAGGAAUUUCGUAAGCGAAUGUUAUCGCCAGAUUAAGAAGGAACGUGAUAUUCGAGAAACGAGGAUGCGCAAGGGUCAGCAAGUAGAUGUUAACACUGGUAUUGUUUCGUGGACCAUUCAYASCGACUCGGACGAAUUUUUGGUGCCCAAUCCAUGGAUUUCGUCUUACAUCGCGAGCAGCAACGGAACUAGCGAACAGGAACAAGUGGACCACCGAUACUACUCACAGUUUGUCAAUUUUACGGGUUACUCACCGAAAGAGUUGGAAACGAUGUAUCCCAAGCAACCAUCGCGAAAUUCCCUUUGGGACUUUUUCCAGGACUAUCGUAAAAAAGAAGGCUCUAAUCUUGGGGAGUGUCUCUUUAUACCCCGCUUAACGUAUGGAUCGAAAGAGGAAGGUAAUAGUGCCUACACCAAAGCAUAUUUCGACAAGUAUGAUGGAAGCACGAUGAUGGCUUCCUGGAAUCAUAGCAAGCUAGAGUCUCUCCGAUGGAAAUACCACGAAGAAUUCAGUACCGUGAACUUUCCAAAAACGGCCGUGCGCGCCGGCRUGCUGAAUCUCGGGCUCAACGCGAUCUUUCACGGACCCAAACUUGUCCCAAGCAUCCAUAGAACCCUGGCCUCUUGCCCGAGGAAUUUUGAAAAAAUAAACCUCUACCCGACAAAAAAAGUCGCUCAUGUACCGCUGGUAGCCGUCCACUAUCUUGGCUCCCUAGAGCGCUACCUAGCACGAGCAGAUAUCCGGCGGAGUGCAAGUCUGCAUCAACAGUACAACAYCWAUUCGAAUUUUGCCUUUGGGGAUGAGAACCACGAAGUCGAAAAGAACAAACAGGGCUAUGGUCCUUGGUGGAUCCAGGGUUGGCUGGACUCAUUUGUUGAAACCCACGGGGCCGAGGCUGUACUUUCAAUUUUGGGUGAGCCGUUUGCAUCCGUGAGUGCGUCACAAUGAUACUAUAGUAGAAUAGUUUUGAUUUAGCACCAUACGUAGUUUUGGCUUGCUCUURUUUUCCUGUAGGUCUCGUAGCAAGUGUUCUGAAAAGAUUACAGUAUGAAAGUGAUUCUAUUGAUGGGAGGACGAAUAAUUUUAAGUCCGACUC